Messenger RNA from Camelina sativa (false flax), 264 nucleotides. The record is from RefSeq and is a predicted model, not a curated record. Lineage: Eukaryota; Viridiplantae; Streptophyta; Magnoliopsida; Brassicales; Brassicaceae.
AUGUAUAAGGUUUGGUUACUAACUUUGAGUUUUCUGUUGCUCUCUGGAUUAUUAAACACAGCAGAGGCUCGGGUACUACCAUACGAAUCUUCAAACCCCAAAAUAGGAGAAGAAGGGGUUUGGGAUCUAAGGAUGAUCAAAGAGAUCAAGGCUGAGGUAGGUGGAAGUUGUUCACCACGUGCAGGUGGUAAAGGGCCACCCAGAAGUCCAGGCUCAUCAAAUAUACCAGGCUCCCCUAAACGUUGUAAACCUCCUUAGUAAUAG